Molecule: messenger RNA, 5117 nt
Organism: Exophiala mesophila
Lineage: Eukaryota; Fungi; Ascomycota; Eurotiomycetes; Chaetothyriales; Herpotrichiellaceae
Exons: 2
Coding region: 790-4917 (1375 amino acids)
Biological process (GO): siRNA processing
Cellular component (GO): nuclear RNA-directed RNA polymerase complex
Molecular function (GO): nucleic acid binding; RNA-directed RNA polymerase activity
Source: RefSeq, a predicted model, not a curated record
GGGGUUUGAGAUUGAGAUUGAGGUUGAGGUUGAGGUUGAGAUAGAAAGCAAGUACCAGACGGACGAUCCAAACGCGCAAACAACAACAAAACCAUCUGCCUGUGUCUGAUUCUUAAUUCCAAUCACGUCCAGAAGCAAAUCGCACAUGUGUCUGGUGUUUCUGGUGCGUUAUCGAGGCGUCUAAGUCGCCACCGCCUCACCUCCGCCUGCCUCAAUUGUGACGGAUCUCAAGAUCUCAAGAUCUCCUCACCCACACAGGGAGAAAGAGAGACUCUCAUCCAAUCAGCGUGUCAAUCUCAGUCUCAGGUCUCAGAUCUCAGACUUCAGACUCAAGCACAAGCUCCGGAUUGCCACUCUUCACCAUGUCGAUGUCGGUCCUAUCACCCUUCUUCUUCUUACUUCUGGACGACUCAUCCGUUUCUCAGUAUUAACAACAAACAACACACAAACCACCGUCAUAUUACUCCUCUCUGUGUCAUGAUCCUCUCUUUCUGAGACUUCUUAAUGACAUUUCCCCUCCUUCUUCCUCUCUUCUGAGUCGCUUCAAAAGACUCCUCUUCACAUUCACAGACUCAUGACUGACGCUUGGCAGGAACCUCAUCUGCUACUGUCAAUUUAAACUUCUUGAUUCCUCUUCAGGAUUCUCUUCUUUGUCCUCUAUCUGUCGUUUUGGAUCAUGGCCGAGGUGAUGUAGAGUGAUUGGUCUUUCUCAGAGAUCUCUCACUCACAAAGCUUGAUCACUUAGGUCUUGUACCGAAGAUCUUGAUCAUCAAACCUUGAACCUUGAUCAUGGACAUCUCACGUCCCCGUUCCCCACCAAAGGGGCCUGCUCAAUCUCAUCGGAAUAGAAAUAGACACCGCGGAGACUACAAAUCUCAUAGCUCUCAGCCUCCGACCCCCUCUAAUGAUGAGUGGAAGCAAUGGCCUUCAGUCAAAGCUCGAAUCCCCAAUCUGCCUCACGGCACUACAACGUGGGACAUCCAAAAGAACCUCUCACAAUUUGGGAAUCUAGACUUCAUCAAGAUUGAACAGACCCGUCAAGGAGACUUCGCCCCGACUGCAAUUGUCACCUUCAAACCACCCCCGCGGACAAAGGUCCCGUGGGAGCGACCAUAUUGCCAAACUGGAGUUGAAUUCCGUACCAAACGAGCAGAGACCGAUCCUGCAACAGGAAAGGAGAAAGAGGUGAUUCACAAUUGGAAAGUCUUUGUCAACUACCUUAAGCAAAGACCCCCACCCACAACCUACAUCCACCCCGUCCACGGUCAGCCUGCUGUCACGUUUCCCACCGAGAUGACUAUUCGCGGCCAAAGUCUUGACUUCGGCUACCUGAAAACAAGCACUUCCAUGACUGUCAUGAAGUCGGUCCAGAGACAACGCCAUCAGUCCCAGAUUCGACUUGCCUUGAAUCCGUCCAAAAAAGAACUCACAAUCUCCUUUCCCUUCCUCAUCAACUCUGUCAAUCAAGACAAUACCCCGAAGCAGGUCUACAGACAGUAUCGCUUCCACAUCGCUCUCAAUGACCCAUUCUUCAUCUGCCAGUCUACCUGCGAUUCCAAGACCUCACUCAUUCUCCAUGUUAAGACUCCUCCCUGGUAUUCCAGAAAACUCCAAGAUGCCAUGCAGUUAAGCCAUGACCUAGAGUCCUUCACAUGGAAUAUCGAGGACACUUGGUCUCGUCAGACCGAUAUCGUCGACGAGAAAAGCACCAUCGACAAGAUCAAUCGCCUUCCCAUCUCAACCCGUAAGGAGCUCAACGCCAUCAAUAUUGCACGCUGGACGGCCUUUCGAUUUACCUUACUUCCCAAAGAGGAACCCCAGUCAUCCAUGACUCUUGACCAUUUCCUCAAAGCUCUGGAAGCUUUCAACGUCCACGUGCUUCGUGACGAUACUUUCACCUUUGAACAAGGUCAACUGUACGAGGCGCCUCUCUGGGAUUUACUCGACGCGGGAGAUACCGUCGAGUCCCUCACCGAUCAGAUGUCUGCACUCUCCUUGUCAUUUGAACUGAGAUACCAACUCGAGGUCUGCAUCACCCGCGGUUGGUUAAAUGAAUAUCUCAUCGGCCAGUCCUUUUUGCAGCAACUCAUCGCGCUGCCUGAACGCCGUGCCAAACAGAUCUUGAUCCAUGUCGACGCUCACCAACAACGUGUCUAUGACCCUUGUGACAUUUUUGAGGAUCUCCGGUAUCUUAGACCUGUCAGAGCCUCCACCAUUCCACCCUAUUGUGUCGAGGUCUACUCGGCCACAGUCACCGCAACCGGUAUUGUUCUACACACUCCCACGGUGGAGAUCGCAAACCGAGUCAUUCGGAAAUAUCAGCGCUACGCCGAUCGUUUCCUCAGAGUUCGCUUCGAAGAUGAUGUCUAUCGCGGUCAGGCCAGAUUGUAUCCUUCCACGAACAAAAAAAUGAUCAACGUGUUCAAGCGAGUGUAUCGCACCAUGAAGCAUGGUAUCGUCAUCGCUGGACGUCAUUAUCAAUUCCUCGCCUGGGGCAACUCUCAACUUCGAGACCACGCCGCACAUUUCUUUGCACCUACCUCAAGUAUCACUAUCGAUACCAUUCGUGAAAGCAUGGGUACGUUUGAUCAUGAGAAAGUUGUUGCUAAGCGAGCUGCCCGGAUGGGUCAAUGUUUCUCCACCACCAGAGCCAUUUCUUUAAUCACCCCUACACACGAGUGGUCAUCAAAAGUCAUCGGUGACAUCGUCAGCUUUGGCUAUACCUUCACUGACGGCGUUGGAAAGAUCUCUCCAUUUGCCGCCGAGUUGAUCAAGCAAGAGCUCAAACAUCCCGGUCCAGCACCAUCCGCGUACCAAUUCCGACUUGCUGGCUGCAAAGGAGUUCUUGCUAUUGACAAGAGCCUCUCCGGAUUGGAUAUGAGACUUCGUCCGAGCCAGUUCAAGUUCGAGAGUUCCUCUACUGAACUCGAAAUCAUCCGUGUCUCGGUGUAUUCCCAGAGCACCCUCAAUCGUCAGUUGAUCCUGGUCCUUUCAAACCUUGGCGUUCCCGACCACAUCUUCCUCAACAAACAAAAGGACUGCAUUGAAGCUCUCAAUAAGGCCCUUGUAGAUGAUGCUGCAGCUAUGCGUGCUUUGCGAGAGAAUGUUGAUCCAAAUCUGGCGACUUUGAGUAUUUCCACCCUGGUGGAACACGGAUUCCGACGUACAAAAGAGCCUUUUGUAAGCUCCUUGCUCCAACUUUACCGUGCCUGGACUCUCAAAUACCUCAAAGAAAAGGCCAAAAUUCCCAUUGCCAAGGGAGCAUUUGUUCUCGGCGUUGUGGACGAAACACAGACAUUGCGUGGCCACGUUGAACACUCGAAGGAUGAGCUGGACGAGCCUCUCUCCCAAGACCAGAGAAAGGCAAUGCUUCCUCAGAUCUUUCUUCAAUAUACUGAUCCUGCUACUCAAAAGCGGAAAGUGGUUCAAGGCGUUUGCUUCGUUGCUCGAAACCCAUCCCUACACCGUGGAGACGUCAGGGUGGUCAUGGCCGUCGAUAACCCCCAGUUGCGCCAUAUGUGUGAUGUUGUCGUCAUGCCUUGCAUUGGUGAUCGCGAUUUGCCCAGCAUGUGUUCUGGCGGUGACUUGGACGGAGAUGACUAUGUGGUUUGCUGGGAUCCUGAAUUGAUACCAAAGGAGUGGACAGCAGAGGCUUUCCACUAUGAUCCCCCAACCCCGGUCACCAGAGAUCUCAUUACCAACGAUGACAUUAUCAAUUUCUUCUGCGACUACCUGCAGAAUGAUUUUCUUGGUCGCAUCGCACAUGCACAUCUCGCAGCUGCAGACUUUUUGGACGAUGGUAUUUGCAGCAAACCAUGUCUAGACCUGUUGGCGCUUCAUUCCAUGGCUGUCGACUAUCCAAAAACUGGGGUUCCUGCUAGAAUGCCUCGGGCAUUGGAACGAAAUACCUGGCCACACUUCAUGGAGAAGAGAGGCAGACCAUCGUAUCAUUCGAAAAAGAUCUUGGGCAAGUUGUAUGAUGCCGUUGAGAAGGUCAACUAUGCCCCUGAGUUGUCCGACGCUUUCGAUCCGAGAAUCCUAAAGCACCCUCCUGAAGAUGCCAUUGUGAACUUUGUCAAGGAACUCAAACUCCAAUACGAUCAAUCUAUGCAAAGAGUCAUGACUCAACACGAGAUCCAGACAGAGUUUGAAGUCUGGUCAACCUUUGUCAUGUCCCACAGUAAAGCAUUUGGAGACUUUAAAUUUCAUGAAGAAAUCGGUAAUCAUUCCAAGACGCUGAAAGAGCAAUACUACGAAGCCUUUUGUACUGAAGCAGGUUCUCGAGAAUUCGCCAAACUGGCCCCCUAUGCCGUGACUGCAUACCAUGUCACACAUACUGAAGUGAAGACAGCUUUGGAGGCUUGGGAGUCGGAGGAUGCCAGCGAGGGUAGUGAUGAGGAAGAGCAAGAGGUAGAAAUCACCCAUCCUCCUUUCAUCAGUUUCCCCUGGAUUCUGCAAGAAGUCCUUGAGAAGGUCGCCAAGUGCACUCUAUCGGAUGAAGAACUGAAUGAGCUUGAGCCUGCUGCUCGAGUUGCAUAUGAAACCGCGUUCAACGAAGCGAAGAAUUCCGGUGAUGACUUUGCAUUCUGGACUUUGAUGAAGGACUUUGAUCCUCAUCAUUUGGUAGUGAGAGAGUUGUGCAAGGUCAACAGUGAAGAGGCUGCGAAGGGAUUGGAGGUUGCAGUGGAGGUGAAUGAGGUUAACAGCGGAACGGAGGAGAGUGAAGCUGAGGCUGUCAUUGCCGUCACCACAGCAUCAGCACAAGAAGUCGACACAGUUGCCGAAGAAAAGGACAUUUUUCUUGCAACUGAGAAAAUGGUUGAAACUCUUAUUUUGGAAGAAAAAGCAGAACAGAACGGUCCAUCAGAGACUGUUUAUGAUUUUGGAGAUGACGAUGAUGGCGGCUUCACGUACUAGGACAAGACAGGACAGGACAGGACAGGACAGGACCUUAGGCCAUUACCUGGGAGGCUUGGACCAUGACGAUGAUGGCGACUUCACGUGCUAGAACAGGACCCUGGGACAUGACCUACAUGGUAUUGAGCAUGACCCGCGAGGCAUGAACAUACUGUAGCAAGAGUCACAAACAAACACAAUUCAACACAGCAUAACACUAC